This is a messenger RNA of Anarrhichthys ocellatus (wolf-eel), 855 nucleotides long. Its product is annotated as ADP-ribosyl cyclase/cyclic ADP-ribose hydrolase 1-like. Gene Ontology annotation, biological process: positive regulation of B cell proliferation. Gene Ontology annotation, cellular component: plasma membrane. The transcript has 9 exons. Lineage: Eukaryota; Metazoa; Chordata; Actinopteri; Perciformes; Anarhichadidae. Gene Ontology annotation, molecular function: NAD+ nucleosidase activity, cyclic ADP-ribose generating; phosphorus-oxygen lyase activity. Bases 16 to 855 code for a protein of 279 amino acids. The record is from RefSeq and is a predicted model, not a curated record.
UCUGUUUACUUUGUAAUGAUCAGCGUGACAGUAUGGUUUAUUAUGUUCCCGCUCUGCCCCGUUCAACCGAGCGCACAGCUGGGGACUACCCCCAACAUUAAACACAUUGUGGUUGGAAGGUGCUACAAUUACAUCACAGUAGUUAACCCCAGUUUGAGGUUUGACUGCGAGGACAUCUGGAGACAGUUUGAGGAGUCGGUUAUACGUCAGUCCUCUUUCAACGUGACGGUGGAUUAUCAUCAGAUGUUUCAUGCGACUCCACAAAUGUGGCCUUGUGACAGGUGUCUCUUCUGGAGUAAAACCAGGAGGCUGGUGCACAGCUACACCGCUGUUGAACGUGACAUCUGGACCCUGGAGGACACGCUGGUUGGCUACAUGUUCAACGACCUCGUCUGGUGUGGACAAGAGGAAGACUCCGGUUUUGAUUUCAGUUCGUGUCCGGCGUGGGCGGCAUGUAGACAUCACCCGGUGUAUUCCUUGUGGAGGCAAGCCUCACAAAAUUUUGCAGAAAUGGCAUGUGGCAACAUCACUGUGUUACUGAACGGGUCUAUUUCCAACGCCUUCAAUAGGAAAAGCAUGUUUGGAAGUGUUGAACUGGACGGUCUGGACCCACGCAGGCUGGAUUAUGUCAACAUAAAGGUGGUGACCGAUCUAGAGGGACCUUUUAUAGAAUCAUGUCAUCAGGGAUCCGUUGUAGACCUGAUCCAGAUCCUCCGGUCCAGAGGUUUCAGUUGGACUUGCACGGACAACGAUGAGACCCUGAUGAUCCUUCAGUGUAUCCAGAACCCCAAACAGUCCUCAUGCCAGAAAUGUGCAAACAGCUUCUCCCUCAGAAGCAGCCUCACGUUUAACUGA